AAAUUUAUUCAUUACUCAGUUUUGAUCGAAUAUAUUCCAUUCUUACCAAAAUGAGGAAACUUUCAGAGAAAAGUUCAGUUGUAUUAGUUUGUGUGUUAUGCAUGAUGUUGCUGCUUCUCCCAUUUUGUUUGUCCGUAACAGCAGCUUGCGUUCAAAAGGAGUGUGAAGCUCUUCUUCAAUUCAAGAAUAGUUUCUAUGAUGAUCCUUCCCAUCGCUUGGCUUCGUGGAAUGGAACUGAUUGCUGUAAUUGGAAUGGAGUGGGUUGCCAUCAAAUUACUGGACAUGUUACUAUCAUUGAUCUUCGAUACGAUUAUCAGGUCGACUCAUCACCUUCAUACAGCAAUAAUUCCAUUGAUUCUAGUUUGCUUGAGUUGAAAUACUUAAAUUACUUGGAUUUAAGUGGGAACAACUUCUAUACUCAAAUCCCAAGCUUCUUAGGUUCAAUGGUCGAAUUAACAUAUCUUAAUCUUUCUGACACAGCUGUUUCGGGCAAAGUUCCUCCACAUUUAGGAAAUCUUACUAAAUUGGAUACUCUUGAUUUAUCUUUCAAUUAUGAAUUGCAAAUGGCUAAUACUGGUGAUGUUGAAUGGAUAUCUCAUCUUUCAUCUUUACAGUUCCUUGGCUUGGCUUACAUAGACUUCUCAAAAUCUUUGAAUUUGAUGCAAGUAAUAAGUUCUCUUCCUAUGUUGUCCUCUUUAAGAUUGAGAGCUUGUCGCCUUCAAAGCACCCAUUUUUCUUUGAGUUCAUGGUUGAAUUAUUCAUCAUUCCUUUCUAGAAUUCAACUUCUAGAUUUGUCUUUCAAUCUGUUAAAUGAUACAAUUCCUAAGGCUUUUCAAAAUAUGACUUCCUUAAAGUAUUUAGACCUUUCAAUGAAUCAAUUCAAUGUUAUUUUUGAAGGUGGAAUUUCUACCUUCAUUCGAAAUAAUUGUGGUCUAAAAGUACUUGAUUUAUCGUGGAACUAUAAUCUUGGUGGAGAUGUGUUUGGAAGUCGUUAUGGGAAUCAAUCUACGGGUUGCGAUCUUCAAGUGCUUAACUUAGGAUAUACAUCUUUUAAAACCAAAAUUCCAGAUUGGUUGGGAAUGUUAAAAAGCAUGAAGUCCCUUGAUCUUGGACAUAGUAAGAUUUAUGGUCCAAUUCCGGCUUCACUUGGAAAUUUAUCAAGCCUUGAAUAUUUAGAUCUUGGACAUAGUAAGAUUUACGGUCCAAUUCCGGCUUCACUUGGAAAUUUAUCAAGCCUUGAAUAUUUAGAUCUAUCGAGGAAUGCUUUAACUGGAACAAUUCCAACCGCAUUUGGAAGAUUAUUGAACUUGAGAAAAUUGUAUGUACAAGAAAAUAGACUAAUGGAGGUGGGCAACGAAUGUUUUACCCAACUUGAGAAGUUGGAGGAAUUAGACAUAUCAAGAAACUUGCUCAAAGGCAUUCUUACAGAAGUUCAUUUUGCCAAUCUCUAUCAGUUGCAUUCCUUACGUAUUGGCUACAAUGAACUUCUUUGUUUGGACAUCAAAUCUGAUUGGAAUCCUCCCUUUCAAUUACAAGUUUUUGAUGCUUCCUCAUGUAUUGGUUGUUUUGGAGGGGACUUCCCUCAGUGGCUUCGAACGCAAAAAGCCCUUUUUCGUUUGUCGUUAUCCAACACAAGUCUCUCAAUUAGCUAUUUACCAACAUGGUUCACAUCACAUAAUCUCACUAAUUUAGAUCUUUCAUUCAAUCAAAUUAUGGGACCACUUCCUGCCAGCAUUGGUAAUCAGAUGCCCAAUUUAGAAGAGUUGUAUCUCAAUAAUAACCUUUUUGACGAUUCUUUACCACCCUCCCUUUGCCGAUUAAAGAGUUUGGUCAUCUUAGAUCUUUCCUACAAUAAGCUAUCUGGAGUGUUUCAAGAUUGCUUGUUGACUCCAAACUUGAGAAUUUUGGAUUUGUCGCACAACAACUUCUCCGGAACCUUUGCACAUUCACAUGGAAAUUAUCUUUCUAAUAUUGAGAAACUAUGCUUGAGAAAUAACAAUUUUGAGGGAUUCAUGCCGAUUGUAUUAAAGAAUUCCAAAGUUUUGUAUAUUUUAGAUUUUGAGAAAAACAAAUUCUCUGGAAACAUACCCAGAUGGAUAGGGAAUAAUCUUGAAAGUUUGGAAAUUUUAAUGCUACGAAGUAAUUUGUUCAAUGGUACUAUUCCUUCAAGUCUAUGCAAUCUCACUUACUUGAAAAUUCUGGAUCUAGCAAACAAUCAAUUGGAGGGAAUUAUCCCAUCAAAGCUCAGUAAUUUCCACGAAAUGACAAGAUCAAAAUAUAUAUACGGAGAAUCCUUCGGCUCCCUCUAUUAUUAUUGUAUGAAUGGUCGUUAUUUCGUCUAUAAUGGAGCAAAAUGCCCUGAUGGUGGAAAAUCUGUGGUACAUUUUUUCAAAUCAAGUUAUUUCAAUUACUCCUUGUUAGAUCUAAUGUCAAUGGUGAGUAUAGACCUAUCUAACAACUCUUUGGUGGGUUUCAUUCCAAGUGAAAUAACAAAGCUUAAAAACUUGAUUGGAUUGAAUUUGUCGCACAACAAUCUAAUUGGGAUAGUUCCGACCGAAAUUGGGGAAAUAGAGUCAUUAGAAUCACUCGACCUAUCUUUCAAUCAACUCUCUGGACCAAUUCCUCUAAGUUUAUCAAAACUAAAUUCAUUAGGCAUGUUGAAGUUGUCCCACAACAACUUCUCAGGCGAAAUCCCUCGAGAGGGUCAUCUCUCCACAUUCAAUGAGGCUUCAAGUUUUGACGAAAAUCCAAAUCUUUGUGGAGAUCCGCUCCCAAUGAAAUGUGUGAAAGAGAAUUCAUCAGAGUCACCAUCCAAAAGUAUUGACAACUAUCUAGAUCAAGACCAGGAAGAUAAAUGGGAGGGGUGGUUACUUUACAUAAUGAUAAUACUUGGAUAUAUAGUUGGGUUUUGGGGAGUGGUUGGAAGUUUAAUAUGGAAGAAGAGUUGGAGAUAUGGUUAUUACAAAUUUGUGGAUGAGGCCACUUACAAGGUUCAUUUAACAAUUUGGAGGAGCAUACAAUUACUUAAAGCAAUCUGCACUCCCCAAUGAGUUAGACCGUAUGAUCUUACGCUCAAUUUCGAUUGAUGACCACACCUUUGGCGACUACUUCAACAACUACCUUUGGUGGUCGAUGCUAUGAUGACCGCUUAUGCAACCAACUUUCUAGUGAUCACUCUAAAGACCAAACUCAAGUGAAGACCAAACUCAAGUGAAGACCACCCCUGGGCUACCAUGCAUGUUUAAUAGAGCUUUUUUUAAUAGGACUUUUCUUAAUAGUAAUAAAAACAUUGUGAUUAUAGCAAAUCAAACAACAUUUCCAAUAUAUAUAUAUAUAUAUAUAUAUCCAACUUGUGUAACAUUUUCGACAAGAAAUGAAAUCAAUUACCAUCAAAAUUAUUCAUUGUA
Cucumis melo (muskmelon) is the source of this 3407-nucleotide messenger RNA. RefSeq names its product receptor-like protein EIX2. Gene Ontology annotation, molecular function: protein binding. Lineage: Eukaryota; Viridiplantae; Streptophyta; Magnoliopsida; Cucurbitales; Cucurbitaceae. The transcript is spliced from 2 exons. Bases 51 to 3050 code for a protein of 999 amino acids. The record is from RefSeq and is a predicted model, not a curated record.